Manis pentadactyla (Chinese pangolin) is the source of this 961-nucleotide messenger RNA. RefSeq names its product small integral membrane protein 38 (gene SMIM38). The transcript is spliced from 2 exons. The record is from RefSeq and is a predicted model, not a curated record. NCBI's taxonomy places the organism in Eukaryota, Metazoa, Chordata, Mammalia, Pholidota, Manidae. The coding region runs from base 593 to 748 and encodes 51 amino acids.
GGGGGCGGUGGGGGGGUGCCCGGCAUCUGCUCCCAGCUCACCCCCACCAGCCGACCCACGGAGACCUUGCUGUGAAAGGCCAGAGGUGAACCUGGGAGUGGCCGAGUCUGCAGAGCGCCCCCGCCGCCGGGACCAGGCCGCCGGAGGGACCGCGGAGCGCGGAGAGAAAGGCCCGAUUGUGCGGCGCGGCCGGAGGAGCGGCGUGGGCGGCGCGGGAGCCCGAGCGCAGGCCUCGCCCAGCAGCUGCCGCCGAGCGGCCGGGUCACGUCAGCGCCGGCGAGCGGAGCCCGCAGAGGGGGCGCCCGCAGCCCCUCCACAAUGCGGCCUUUGUCGGCCCGGGGGGCGCCUCCGUCGGGAUGAAUGGCGCGCGGGCCUCCUGAGCAGGGAGGCGGCCCGCGGCCCCGAUCUGGGCUCCCCUCUGCCGGGGGGGGGUCCCCCCGGGAUCGCAGCGCGGCCUGCUAGGGGCCGCAGGAGGGGCCCCCAAGCCCCCCGGAGCCCCCCACCCGGCCCCCCGCCACACAACCGGCACCGGGCGGAGCCCGGGGCUGGGCGCUCCGGACCCGCUGCUGCCCCGCGAGGCCUGGCCCUCGGCAUGGCCUCGUGGCCGGGGGACAGCGCGGGCCCCGACCCGCUCGUUGUCCUGCUGGCCGUCAUCCUGCUAGCGCGCUUCCUUCUGUGGGCCUGCCUCGGCACCUACCUUGAUCAUAGGCUGGCCCGGCCGCAGCCUGCAAAACCCAAGGAGGACUAGGCAUCCGUGGCCGCAGCACUCGGCGCCAAGCGCCUUCCCCUCUGCAGGACACUGUCCCAGGGAUGACCUGUCCUGCGGCUGGGGGUGCCGGGGGUGGAGGGGGGCAGGCACAUAGCCCCUGCAACCCUCCCGUGGGGGAGACAUGGACCAGGCUCUGCCCAGACUGAUCAGGCUGUGUGACCGCAUCACCAGCCAGCACAGCCACCAACCCCG